This is a messenger RNA of Paramacrobiotus metropolitanus, 1640 nucleotides long. Its product is annotated as protein FAM50A-like. Bases 429 to 1418 code for a protein of 329 amino acids. The transcript has 2 exons. Gene Ontology annotation, biological process: chromatin organization. The record is from RefSeq and is a predicted model, not a curated record. Gene Ontology annotation, cellular component: nucleus. NCBI's taxonomy places the organism in Eukaryota, Metazoa, Tardigrada, Eutardigrada, Parachela, Macrobiotidae.
AAUUAAUAUUAGUCCGUUAAAAUCCGUUUAUAAUAAUUUUGUUUUUAUUAUUUCAUUUGUAGAAUUUAGAAUUCUAAACAGCAGUGAGUCUUUAAAAACCUUACAUUGAGGUUUCUUACUGGAUUUUGUGAAUAUUUUAUGAAUUAUCAGCGUAUGUUUUCGUGCGAACUGGGAAUUUUCAUACAAGCAGGCGGACACAGGAAGUCUUAUGCCGUAAGGUUGUUGAUGUUGCGGCAGCGAGCAAAACUGCAGAGUGCAAAAAGUGUUGGAAGAAUGAAGAUUCAGACUGCUACGGAAUUUAGCAGUUAGCAGCCAGUUUGACAUCGUAGUUUUGCUUCACUUUUUCUCCCGGCAGACUUAUUUUUUGUGCCUUUUUUCCUGAAGCCUGACGAAAACAAUAACUGUUGGUCGUGGUUCCAUUCUUCACAAUGACGGAAUAUCGCGGGGGUAUUGUUGAGGCUGGGAGAGCCAUGCAGCUGAUCAAGAAACGCGAGAAGGAGAAGGAAGAAGUGGAGCUGAGGAAGCGUAAACUGGCAGAGGAAACGAAGAUUGCCAAUAUUGAUAAUAAAUUCUCAGCGCAUUAUGAUGCCGUGGAACAGCAGCUUAAAAGCAGUACUAUUGGCCUUGUUACUCUGGAUGAAAUGAAGGCCAAACAAACGGACGUAGUAGCCCAACGAGAGCGGGAACUCGCACAAAAGCAAAGGGCUGAGAAAGAAGCACAACAGGCUGAAGAACGCAGGCUGGAGGAUUUGAAAAGGGCUCAACGGGAUACUUCUAAGUUGUCUUUUACCCUUGCCGAAGAUGAGGAUGAGGAAGAGGAGCCUACAUUAUUUAUCGAAACAAAAAAGCGACGGAUAGGGAUGGAUCCCUCUGUGGACACGAGCUUUCUACCGGAUCGCGAUAAGGAAGACGAAGAGAAGCGGCUCCGAGAGCAGCUCCGUAUAGAAUGGGUUGCCAAACAAGAAAUCCUUAAACAUGAACCAAUGGAAGUUGUUUUCAGCUACUGGGAUGGUGCCGGUCAUCGAAGAUCCGUAACUGUCCGAAAGGGCAAUACUAUUCAGCAGUUUUUGCAGAAAUGCCUCGAUAUGCUCAGGAGGGAAUUUAAUGAAUUACGGAUAGCGACCGUGGAUCAGCUGAUGUAUGUAAAGGAAGAUAUGAUUAUUCCGCAGCAUCAUUCCUUUUACGACCUGAUUGUAACCAGAGCUAAAGGAAAGAGUGGGCCCUUGUUCGAAUUUGACGUCCAUGACGAUGUCCGGUUACUGCAUGAUGCGACGGUAGAGAAAAACGAAUCUCAUGCGGGGAAGGUUGUACUGAGGAGCUGGUACGAGAGAAAUAAACACAUAUUUCCGGCUAGCCGAUGGGAACCGUACGAUCCUGGGAAACGGUACGACAAUGUCAAAAACAAGUCGGAUAAUUAGCAUUCUGAAUGUUGCGAAGUUGGCAAUGGAAGAUUGUUUUUUAAACUUGAAGAAUUUUAUUUGUAUGUAUUGCCUAACUGCGGGAAUCGCCAUUUGUCACGGUAGUGAAGUGGCGGAGUGUACAGCAAAGGAUCAUUAACAGUUACCAUACUAAUUUGUAAUAAUAAAUAUGAAUCAAAAUAUUUGUAUGUAAUAGCUCAGUAUAAAAAUGGGAAUUUAGUU